Asterias rubens (European starfish) is the source of this 1981-nucleotide messenger RNA. RefSeq names its product calnexin-like. NCBI's taxonomy places the organism in Eukaryota, Metazoa, Echinodermata, Asteroidea, Forcipulatida, Asteriidae. Gene Ontology annotation, molecular function: calcium ion binding. The coding region runs from base 149 to 1915 and encodes 588 amino acids. The transcript has 18 exons. The record is from RefSeq and is a predicted model, not a curated record. Gene Ontology annotation, biological process: protein folding. Gene Ontology annotation, cellular component: endoplasmic reticulum membrane; endoplasmic reticulum.
CGUCCCUACCUCAUGCAUAGAGCUGGGAGAAGAGCACGUUUAGCCGUUAGCACGAUUCAAAUACAUGAAAUAGGGGGGUUCGUGUGAAAAUUUGAGUGAUCUGACUAUUAACUUAGGAUCGUUAGGUAUUCAAGGUAAGACAAACAAGAUGAAGCUCAGUAGGUGUGUGAUAGGAAUGGUGCUUUUAUGGAGCUCCUGCCUGAUUCACUGCCAAGAAGAAGAUGGAUAUGAUUUUGAUACAGAUGUUGAAGUUGAAGGUGAAACUGAGAUGGAAACGGUGAGAGAGAAAGUGGUUGUGCAGUUUACUCCGCCACAGGUUAAGGGACCAACAUACUUUCAUGAGGCUUUUCUACAAGAAGCAUUGCUUGGAAAAAGAUGGGUGGUAUCAGCUGCUAAAAAGGAUGGAGUUGAUGCAGAUCUUGCCAAGUAUGAUGGUAAAUGGGCAAUUGAGGAACCAACUGACCAACCAUUACAGGGAGAUCUGGGUCUUACACUUAAGUCAAAAGCCAAGCAUCAUGCGGUUUCAGCCAUGCUUGAUAAGCAGGUCUUAUUUGAUGAGGAUCCCUUGAUAGUGCAAUAUGAAGUGAAGUUUCAGAAUGGCAUGGAAUGUGGUGGUGCAUACAUUAAGCUCCUUUCUCAUAGCGCCGAUUUAAAAUUGGAAAAUGUUAAUGAUAAAACUUCCUACACCAUCAUGUUUGGACCAGACAAGUGUGGAAAUGACCAAAAGCUACACUUUAUCUUUAGGCACAAGAAUCCAAUAACAGGGCAAUUUGAGGAAAAGCAUGCCAAGAAACCGUCCGGUAGUUUUGCUCAUGUAUUCACCGAUAAGAAAACACACCUGUUCACACUGGUGGUAAAUCCAGACAAUAACUUUGAAAUAUUUGUGGACCAGAUCAGUGUUAGUAGUGGAAACCUUCUUGAAGAUAUGACGCCUCCUGUUAAUCCACCUGAAGAAAUUGAUGAUCCUUCUGAUUCCAAACCUGAUGAUUGGGAUGAUCGAAAAAAGAUUGUUGAUCCAGAUGCCACAAAGCCAGAUGAUUGGGAUGAAGAUGCACCAGCUACUAUUAUAGAUGAAGAUGCUACAAUGCCUGAUGGGUGGUUAGAACAUGAGCAGGAAUUAAUUGAUGACCCUGAUGCAGACAAACCAGAAGACUGGGAUGACGACAUGGACGGUGAAUGGGAACCACCAAAACUGAAAAAUCCUCUUUGCGAAGACGUUGGAUGUGGCAAAUGGGAAAACCCAAGCAUUCCUAACCCUGACUACAAGGGCAAAUGGAAGGCACCUUUGAUUGAUAAUCCUGCUUUUAGAGGAGAAUGGAAACCUCAACGGAUCUCAAACCCUGAAUACUUUGAGGACAUGGAACCAUUUCGUAUGACACCAAUUGGCAUGAUUUGUUUGGAACUGUGGUCAAUGACUGAAGGUAUUGUGUUUGAUAACUUCAUCAUAACGUCUAGUCGUCAAGUUGCUGAUGAUUGGGCAUCAGACACAUGGCGAUUGAAACAAAAGCUGGAAGGAGUGUCUGGAUCAGCAGAAAGUGUUGUAUCUGGGUUAUUGGGAGCUGCUGAGGAUCGACCUUGGCUAUGGGCAAUCUACGCUCUAGUUAUCAUCAUACCGUUGUUUAUCUGCUUUAGAGUUUGUUUUCACAAGUCUUCCUCUGAUGGUGUAGACUCCAAGAAGUCAGAUGAUGUUAACACCGAGUCUGGUGAUGGUGAUGAUGAGACACAAGAGGGAGACAAACAGGAAGAAGGAGAAGGAGAGACUGAUGGAAGUCUCAGACAACGUAAAAGGGCAACUAAAGCUGACUUGGAGCAGUCUACUCAGCAAAAAGAAGCUGACGAAUCUGCAGAAGGAGCUGCUGGAGACACAACUAGGAAAUCACCAAGGAAAGGCAAGACACGAACACGUAAAGAGUAAAGUAGUGUUUUCUGAGUAUUGCUGGGGUGAGAUGACUAGACAUGUGGUUGUUACUGAUCAGUAUUG